CCGCGGUUGUCAGAGUUCAUUGCCUACGCUCUCCACCGCACACGCCUGCCGACCGUCGUCACCCAUCACGCCCUCUUUCUCCUCAAGCGGCUCAAGUCUCGCUUCCCAGCUGCUCGUGGAUCCUCGGGCCACCGCCUCUUCAUCUCCGCUUUGAUGCUGGCAAGCAAGGUAGAGUGCGAUGACACCUACUCCAACAAGAGCUGGACCAUCGUCGGUCAGGGCCUCUUCUCCCUUUCUGAGAUCAAUCAGAUGGAGCGCGAGCUCUUCGGCUACCUUGGCUUCCGCGUCAACGUUCAGAACGAGGAGCUGCAAGAA
Messenger RNA from Microstroma glucosiphilum, 315 nucleotides. RefSeq names its product cyclin-like protein. The annotation marks the transcript as partial. NCBI's taxonomy places the organism in Eukaryota, Fungi, Basidiomycota, Exobasidiomycetes, Microstromatales, Microstromataceae. The record is from RefSeq and is a predicted model, not a curated record. Gene Ontology annotation, biological process: regulation of cyclin-dependent protein serine/threonine kinase activity. Gene Ontology annotation, cellular component: nucleus; cyclin-dependent protein kinase holoenzyme complex. Gene Ontology annotation, molecular function: protein kinase binding; cyclin-dependent protein serine/threonine kinase regulator activity. The transcript has a single exon.